Messenger RNA from Sclerotinia sclerotiorum 1980 UF-70, 4656 nucleotides. RefSeq lists its product as hypothetical. Gene Ontology annotation, cellular component: TRAPPII protein complex. Bases 1 to 4656 code for a protein of 1551 amino acids. The transcript has 3 exons. Lineage: Eukaryota; Fungi; Ascomycota; Leotiomycetes; Helotiales; Sclerotiniaceae. Gene Ontology annotation, biological process: early endosome to Golgi transport; intra-Golgi vesicle-mediated transport. The record is from RefSeq and is a predicted model, not a curated record.
AUGGAGCAAGCAUCAUCAAGCUCAAAAGUCACAGGACUUCUACCUCGACUGCCCCUUCGAAACUUGCACUGGGAAUCACACGCUGGUCCCCUCCGUUCCAUAUCCUCCCUCCAUGUCGACCUCAUCAAACACAAUCCAGACUCCGGUCUAAAUGCACCAUCAGUGCCCCUUAACUCGAGUACAUCCGAUCUAUCGCGAGUAAGAAGUGCGGACUCUGGCGUCAGCGCAGAUGAUGGUUUUCGCACACAAGCAAUUGGCCAAGCUGGUGUUGACAAGCCUCCGACACUCUAUCGAUCCAGUACCACAAAUUCGGCCGUGAAAGUUCGCAGACAUCAAAUACCUGGGUUAAGGCAGACGCCUUAUUUGAAGAUUUUGUUUUUGCGCUGCGAUGAUAAUGAUACAUAUAAGUCUCACGGUCGGAAGCAGGUUCGAGAAUGGAUAAAGGAGCAUACCCCAUCAUCCGCAAGCAAAUCCACUUCGCAGGAAAAUCAUGACAAUUUUGAAUAUCUCAUUGUGCAUGUAAUCGUCCCGAAUACUGCAGCAGCUACGCAGCCUAGAACGAGUGGAAAAAAUGCGGAUGGUAGUUCGGGGUCCGCAAGUGAAAAAUCUACAGCACUUUGGAGAGGCGGUGGAUCAUCUACGAUUCUCGAGAAAUUGAGGGCAGAUUUCAAUGGCUCGACGAAGUCUGGUGUUGAUCGGAUUGCUCAGAUUCGCAUCGGUAUCAAUGAUGUUCCAUAUAACAUGCUCCCUCGUGUUGUACCAGCGAUCCCUGGCUCAUAUACCGAAACGCCGCAAGAGAAUGAGAAUGCUUGGAUUGAUCUUAUUUCGAAGCUCAAAUUCUUGAUACUGCAGUCUUUUGACAUGCGGGUAACCCAGUACGAGGAAAACAUUCGGGAAAAGGAUAGUCAAAGAAGUUUACCCGGCUGGAACUUCUGUACAUUUUUUGUACUUAAAGAAGGACUUGCGAGAGGAUUCGAAAGCGUGGGCUUGAUUGAAGAUGCUUUGGUGGGCUAUGAUGAGCUUUCUAUUGGCUUGGACACCAUUGUUAGACAUCAAGCCGCUGCAGAGUCCGGAACUCAACACGGUGGUUCUUUUCUGCCCUAUACCCAAGAGCUUAGACUCCAGACAGAGCGAGCUAGAGAGGCAAUAUUGAAAGAUAUAGGCUUGGAAGGUACAGAUUCAGAGAUUCCGAUUGAUCUACAUUCCAUGGGUGAGGCUUUCGAUAAGGAGGAGGAUGAGAUACCAAUUAACGCAUCCAAGAAGCGAUACCGAGAACUUAUUCUUGCGAAUGAUGUCUCAAUAUUUGACUUCCGUUGCUAUUUAUUUGCUCGUCAGUUAACUCUCUUACUGCGAUUGGCAAAUGCAUGGUUUACACAAGAAGAAUUACUUGCAAAGUUGAAAGAACAGAGGGAAUCAAGCCUACUAGGUGUAGCUGCCAGACUUCCAGCUUCACAACCGUCAGACGAUACUGAAAACCUUGCUGUGCUUGGUGAGAUCUGUAACCGAGCAAUGGAAUUUAUUCGUGCUAUAUCAAGUAUCAUGCGUGAGGAUAUUUGGAGUGCUUAUUUCCAAUCUCAAAAAGAAAUUUCGUACGAAAAGGCAAAAUCAGAUUUCAAGUCAGAUCCUGUAAUGAACCAAGUAAUCGAAAAUGUUGUUUCCUCUUUCACAUUUUCUCUUGCUCAGCAAAUACUUGCACAAACUUCAACAAAAGCGUUGCCUAUACCACCCUCAACAUUGGCGCCUCCUGGUGGUGGUGCCGAACCAAAAUCCGCAAUCCCCGAACCUAAAACCAUGAUGCAUCCUGCUAGGACGACCUCUCUCGCCCUUCGAUCAUCAUCUCGAGAGCCUCCAAGUCCCGGAUUAUUUCCUGGAGCUCGAAGAGCUAGCUCACCUGGUCCUAAUGCAGGUCCGUCAGCCUUCCUUAAAAACGGGCUGGAAGAACUUGCUGCCCACCGAGCUGAACUCUAUUUGCUCUCUCGAAGUGUUCUAGAACAUGUUGGUAAACAACGUGAAUGGACUACUGGUUGGGAGAAUGUAAACAAGCAUCAAGCCGAGGAUGUGGAAGCCAUGGAAGAGGUUAAUCUUGACGAGGAGGUGCCAUCAGACAAAGACGAAAUACUUGUCCCAAGCCAAGUGCCGCCUUCUUUACGCGGCAUUGACAGCAAGUGGCUGCGGACAGCACUAGACAAUAAAGAAGACUAUUAUCGCCUGUAUGAGACCCUGACCGAUAAAGCACUUCGGCAUUAUACCGUGGCAAAUCGCACCCAGUCUGUACAAACCAGCAUGGCAGAUUUGGCUAUCCUUAAAUUUCACUUGAAAGACUAUGCUGCUGCUGCCUCUUAUUUCUAUCGCAUUACUCCAUUCUACGGAGAUUCUUCAUGGACACAAGUUGAAGUAUCACUGCUAGUAAUGUACGCUAAGUGCCUUAAGGAGCUGAGUCGUAAUGACGAAUAUGUUAAAGUUGUGCUGAAACUUCUUGCGAGGGUGGCUAUGAUGGAGAAAGAAAAACUUACCAGAAAGUCAGCCUUUAAAUUCGGUUCAAUGAGCACUUUUGACGAAGGAGAUGUCGUGCUCAGUGAUACAUAUCUAAAUGAAUUGUUGUUAAUAACGCAAACCCUGUCUCGUGACAUUCAUGUCCCUCUGCAGGAUUACUUUAGCAGGAUAGAAGUAGAUGGGACUCCACAGUAUCAUAACAGCCAGGAUAGUUUUGGAUUAUAUCUUCGACUCCAGUACUUACUGAAAGAGGACUUUAAUAUCGACAAGGCUAGGGUGAGGAUUAUCCCGUUGAUGGGUGGUCCUGGUCGAGAAAUUUGGCUUGAGACAAACGCCGCAAUUAUGUUUAAAAAAGGAUGGAAUAAAUUAUGCGUUCAGAGUAAUAUUAUAAUCCCUGGCUCUUACCAAGUUACUCAUGUUAUUCUCCAUAGUAGCAAGAUUGUCAUGGAAUAUUCGCAUGAUAAUAUUGGGCAUAUCGCUACAAGAGACAGUAGCUUUUUCAAAUGCCCAAAGCUACUUAUUUAUCAACGCGCAGAAGCUUUCAAUGCCAAGCUCUUCUCUUCUAAGUGCAUGUAUCUAGACCAAAACCGUUCUCUAGAGAUUGAGCUGUCGUCGGGUUGGAAUAUUGUCACAAAUGGCCAACUUCAAAUUCGUGCAGCAACAGCUGGGCUGCGGCUUCAAACCAGUGAAGUCAAAGUUAUCGACGGAGAAGUCGAUAUCUCCAAAAAGCGAGAGGCAGGAGUUGUCCAUUUUGGUGCAAUGGAUGCGAAAACUAUCGCAAGAAUCCGAGUACCAUUCAAUCUCGAACAUGAGGUGAACGAAGUUAGUCUCCGACUCGAAUUAUCAUACACUACGAAAGAUGGAGACUUCUUCUUCGCCACAACCUCUUCGGUCUCGAUCAUGCUUCCAUUGGGCGUCAACGUUCAAGAUGUAUUUAAGCAUAGAGCAUUGUUUUCUAAGUUCACCAUCUCAACAUCUACAAAUAGCCCACUUCGACUCCUUAGCUCAAAACUUGAAAAGUCCGAAAUUUUUGAAGCGCAAUGUGGGCUUGGUCUGACAAGUCCUUUGACCAUAUUUGCCCGUCAACCAGCGUCUCUAUUGUACAAAAUUAUCAAGAGAAGAUCGCCCUCCACUCCAACUAGUCGAGGGAAGUCUCACAAGCCGAGAACUUUAUCUCUCAUAUUGCACUAUAUUUGUCUUGACGAAGAAGUUUAUGAUGUUGUCGCACAAGUUCUGGGAGAGUUCUUCGAGGGCAAUUCCUUACGACCAUAUACUCGCCUAAUACUACCAGUAAUCCUCGCGGAGAUUCGAACACAGUUUCAAGCAUAUGAUUUUGAAAGGGCAGCCAUACUCGGUGAGAUACCUACUUCUCCCAUUCUCAACAUCAGAUGGCAUGACCACUUUUCGGGUCUGGGCAACUCUAUCGAAGAAGAUCAAGACACUGCCGUUCUCAUUGGAAACAUACUCCAGGACUGGCAGAAACAAAACCCUGCCAUUAUUUUGCCGCCUCUUUCUAUCGAUAGUGAUGCCAUCUCGAAAAGCCGAUCUAUCGUAAUACCCGUAGAUGUUCCUUCAGUAACGGUGGUGCAUACUGCAGAUCUAAGGCUGCUUCAAACAGCAUCCAUAGCAUCUAGUUGUGCUGUAGCAGCAGCGAACGAACCAAUACCAGCAUCAUUACACCUAAAAUCGACAAGGAACUGGGAUACUGCCUAUCAAGAUGAUGUAGCAAGCCCAGAAGAAGAUUUAGAAUUCGUAUAUGAGGUUACAGGUCCGUCAGACACAUGGCUUAUCGGUGGUAAACGAAAAGGUCACUUUAAAGUGCCUAGAAGGAUAGAUGGCAAGAAUAAUAAGUUGACUUAUCCUAUUGUAUUGAUUCCCCUUCGAGAAGGGUUCUUACAAUAUCCUACGGUCGAAAUCAAAGCACUUCCUAGCACUAGAGGUGUCAGGCCAGGAUCAUCAGGUGGCGGAGAGGAAAGUGUUAAGAAUAAGUCACGCCCUGUCACUUGCGAGACUGACAGCAAGAAUACGGGCGAAACCAUUCGAAUCAUAAGUGAUGCUAGGAAGACGACCAUGAGUCUAGAUGCUAGUGGACCGCAAGGAGGUGCUUGGUUGUUGGAGAGUGAGAGAAGACCAGCAGGAGCUGGAGGUAUUGUGAUAGACUGA